Solanum tuberosum (potato) is the source of this 2220-nucleotide messenger RNA. Its product is annotated as sucrose nonfermenting 4-like protein. The transcript is spliced from 13 exons. Bases 463 to 1923 code for a protein of 486 amino acids. Lineage: Eukaryota; Viridiplantae; Streptophyta; Magnoliopsida; Solanales; Solanaceae. The record is from RefSeq and is a predicted model, not a curated record.
UUAAAAAAAUAUUUUUUUUACUCAAUUCUCCAUAUUCCGAUUUUCUCCUUCAAAGUUUUCACAUUUCUAGGGUUUUCAUUCCCUGAUCAAGUUCCCUUUCCUUCAUAUAGUUUCAAGAUCGAAGCUCUUUUCACAAUUCUAUCGGAAAAUUCAAAAUUUUUGUUUGUCAUUUCAUCCAUUAAUUUGGGUAUUUGCUUAAAAUUUUGUUUGCUGGGUAAAGGUGUUGGCUUUCUUCUUUUUUACCUUGAGUGGGCUUUGUGCUGUUUAAUUUUCAUUGAAUUUAGGUUUUGCUGGUAAGAAUUAAUUAAAGUUUGAGACUUUUUUUUUCUGGGGAUUUAAGGUUGUCUAAUCUUGUCAUGGUCAACCAUGAUUAAUUAAUUUAUCUGAACUGCAUUCAUCAGAAUUUCAGCAUUUUAGAGUUGUUUGCUGUUUGGGGUUGUGUUUGGUUGAAUUGGAAAGUGAAUGUAUCCUUCUGCAAUGGAUUAUGCACGGGAUGGUGGCACGGCUUUGAUUCCUACCCGCUUUGUUUGGCCUUAUGGAGGAAGAAGUGUAUAUCUGAGUGGCACGUUUACUGGGUGGUCUCAAUGGCCGAUGGCUCCUGUUGAAGGAUGUCCAACUGUGUUUCAGACUGUUUGCAGUGUUCCACCUGGUUACCACCAGUACAAGUUCAUUGUUGAUGGUGAAUGGCGACACGAUGAGAACCAACCUUUUGUAAGUGGAAGCCUUGGAACAGUCAAUACUGUCCUCUUGGCCAGAGAGUCUGACUACCUUCCAGCAGUACUAAGUGCACAAAUACCUCCUAGCUCUAACAUGGAUGUGGAUAAUCAGGCCUUUCAGCGUUUGGUAAGAGUGUCGGAUGUUGCCUUGCCAGAUGAUGCUUCCAAGAUAUCGCAGUCAGAUUUGGAUAUUUCCCGCCACCGCAUAUCUGCAGUCCUAUCAACACAUUCAGCUUAUGAGUUGCUUCCAGGGUCGACCAAGGUCAUUGCUUUGGAUGUUGACUUACCCGUAAAGCAAGCAUUUCAUAUUCUUCAUGAGCAGGGUAUUCCUAUGGCUCCUUUAUGGGAUUUCAGCAGGGCACAAUUUGUUGGAGUCCUUAGUGCUUUGGAUUUUAUUUUAAUCAUGAGAGAGCUUGGGAAUCAUGGUUCCAAUCUGACUGAGGAAGAGCUUGAGACACAUACUAUAUCUGCAUGGAAAGAGGCAAAAUCUUACUUGAGCAGACAAGCCAAUGAGCUUGGUAAAUCAGCUCCACGGCAACUUGUUUGGUCAGGGCCAGAUAACAGCUUGAAGGAUGUGGCAUUGGAAAUUUUGCAAAAUGGGGUCGCUACAGUACCUAUAAUUCAUUCACCAGCUCUGGAUGGAUCAUAUCCCCAGCUAUUAUAUCUUGCUUCUCUUUCUGAAAUACUAAAACAUAUUUGCAGGUAUUUCAAGCAUUCUCCAGAGUCUUUACCAAUACUUCAGUUGCCAAUUGGUGCAAUUCCUUUGGGCACAUGGGUUCCGAAAAUUGGAGAGCCAAAUCGACAACCCCUGGCAAUGCUGAGGCCUACUGCUUCUCUGAAUGCAGCAUUGAAUUUGUUAGUGCAAGCUCAAGUUAGUGCAAUUCCCAUUGUUGACGAUAACGACUCCUUGUUGGAUAUAUACUCCCGAAGUGAUAUUACAGCUUUGGCCAAGGACAAGAUCUACACGCACAUCAAUCUUGAGGAAAUGAGUAUUCAUCAGGCAUUGCAACUUGCAGAAGAACCAUAUGCAACUUAUGGGUUGAGCAGUCAAAAAUGUCACAUGUGUUUACGGUCUGAUUCAUUGCAUGAAGUGAUGGAAAGAUUGUCCAGACCUGGGGUUAGGCGGGUUGUUGUUGUGGAAGCGGGAAGCAAACGUGUAGAAGGUAUCAUAUCAGUGGGUGACAUUUUCAAGUUCUUGCUUGGGUAGAUGAAUCAAAGAAUUGACAAUAGACGUGAUUUUGAUGGUGGUUGCCUAAUCUGUGUUUGCUCAUAGCUCAUGGUGCACCCCAUUAUUCAUGGGGAUUUGAAACCCGAUUCUUUCGUGUAUACAAUUGAUUGGCCCCAAGUAUAAUGGCCUGGUCUUUUAGGAUGUUAGGCUCUAAAGAAUUGAGGCAUGUAAAUUUUCAUAAUUGUUUCCCUCCUUUUUAUUACAGUUACUAAAGGAUUAAAGAUCAGUUGUCUAUCUUUUCCUUAAUAAGUAUGAUUAGUCAGGUUAUUAAGUCAA